Messenger RNA from Caenorhabditis elegans, 1096 nucleotides. RefSeq lists its product as uncharacterized. The coding region runs from base 17 to 799 and encodes 260 amino acids. The record is from RefSeq and is marked reviewed. The transcript is spliced from 8 exons. NCBI's taxonomy places the organism in Eukaryota, Metazoa, Nematoda, Chromadorea, Rhabditida, Rhabditidae.
UCAAUUCAUUUCAACCAUGAAACUUUACCUAACUCUAUUCGCACUGAAAAUUGUUGAAUCGUGCACACCGUCGUUCAGUGCACCAUUAACUCCAGCAGUGGCACCCCAGCCAAUCAAUAUAAUAUCAAAUUCACCGCCACUCCCGCCAAUUGCGUUCCAAGUUGAUCAGCCAAUUCCUCAUUCUGCCGACUAUGCAGAUGAGCCAGUUGCAGUUCAAAAAGAUAGUAUAAUACCAUUUCACAAUGAGAAAUUGAAGCAGCGUUUUUCAUUAUUCGACAUGUUCCGACCACUUUCUCAGCCUGCAACAACUGCGCCGUUACUCAUUAAAGAGAAACCUGUUGAUAACAUAGCUCUCAACAUUUCGUUCUCACCCCCCGUUCACUGGACAUUCUGCUUCCCUAGUUGUGGGGUUAACGAUCAAGCUGUUGAUGAAGAUGACGCAUAUGAAAAAGCCAAGGAUGAUGUUCUUGACGCGGUCCAAUCUUCAUGUGUUAAUGAGGGUGCCAAAUGUGAUAUUGAUUCAGUAGAUCUUCAGUAUCAUCCCGAGUCUGUCUUAACUGAGGAUUUCGGAUCGUACUAUGACUUGAGCGGCAAUCGAUACAAAAUAAGUGGAAAAACAAUACCGUAUAAAAUAAACAAUAUUCAUCCAGGAAUUAUCAAUAAUUUUGUUUUGCCGAUGAAAAUCACCUUCAAAUUAUCAUCCCCAAUACCAGAGGCAACGGCAAAAAUGUUGAAACAAAAGAUCAUUGACUACCUAGCCGCCCGCAAAUUUCUUCACAUUUCCUCAAACUCCGAUUGAAUAACUCUAGAGAAAACUAGAAUUCAAAAUUCUCGUUUCACGUUCUAGCUAUUAUGUUCAUUUUUCUUCAUUUAAAUGUCAUACUUGAAUAAUGUUAUAUCAAAAAUCUGCGAUUAUUUUCGAAAAGAAACAUAUGCUAUAGAAUAUCAAUGUUUGAUGUCAAUUUAUCACAUGAUGAAAACGGAUUAGUAACGGUUUAACAAAAACUUUUACUUCUUUUUUCUCGUCGUUUUCUUUUAUUUUUUUUUUCGCAAAAGCACAAUACUCUUUCUUUUAAAGUUCACGGUGGUUGCUAAA